GGGUUUGGGCGUAUGAAGCCCAAAUGAAGACGUUACCUUUCUUCUCUCCACAGUCAAAAGAAAAGGCUCGUAGUCGAUAUAUGUAAAAUGCUUGAAAAUGAUUCAAAUAAAUUGUUUCUCGUCAUUCACUUGAUUUUUUUUUUUUUUCUCUUCUCACAAUCUCCUCUAAUGGCCUAUCCUUAUAGAUCCAGGGAAGGUCUUAGCGCGAGACCAGUAGCAAAUUCAGAGGAGGUUCAAUUGAGGAUUGAUCCGGUACAUGCUGACCUAGACCAAGAAAUCUUGGGUCUCCAUAAACAAGUUAGUCAGCUCAAAAGUGUGGCACAAGAAAUUGAAACAGAAGCUAGAAUUCAGAAUGACAUAAUCUCUGAUUUGCAAAGACUGAUGAGCAAUGCUGAGGUAGGGGUGAGAAGUGGCAUGAGGAGGUUGAACAGAACCGUUGUUCAACGAAGAUCAAAUCAUAUCUUGCAAGUAAUCAUUUUUGGUCUAGCUUGUUUUACUGUAGUCUACUUGUGGUCAAAGCAUUUUAGAAGAUGAGAUUGAGCUGAAUUUAUGGUUAUGUAUGUUCUGCAAAUGUGGAGCUGGUAAAUUUAACUUGUAGCGGUCCUUCCAAGUCUUUUAUUGUACAUCUAGGCCUUGUAAGGUUGCAUCUUGAGAUGUUCACUGAGAUUAUGCAUACAGUAGACAGUUUUUGGGUGAAAAUUUUUGUUAUUAUUUUCUUUUGCUGCCUACACGGAGUGGAAGUUCUUAUCUUUCGAUCGAGCGAGCUCAGCUCUAUCCAUUCAGGAGUUUGUUCUUGUCCAUUAUAAGGAGAACCUGAAUCUCAAAUGUUGCCUUCCGAAAUUAACCUUUGACCUCCAUUUUACCUAGUGUUCUGCAAAUUUUAAAGCUGCUGAAAGAGCGGCUUGAAUGCUUGAUCACUUUGCACUUAUCCACUCUCGUACACAUGACAAUGAUGGGCAAAACUAGCUUCAUCAUUGGCAGGCUCUAAUGCAAUUUGUUAUGGACAUCGCACUAGAAAAUACCUGCUCUUCUCUUUGUGUAUGAAUCUGUUAUGUAAACAUUGCACCUUAAGAUCAUUGUAUUGCUCAGGCAUUUGGAAAUGGCCUUUGGAGUCUCAACAGGCAAAAUUUGUAGUUUUGUUGUCACUAAUGCUCUCAUUGUUAUUGAUUGAUCAACCUCUGUUGAAUGAGAUAAUGAAAUCUUGCAGUUUCUUUUUCUCUGUCCA
Ricinus communis (castor bean) is the source of this 1225-nucleotide messenger RNA. Its product is annotated as bet1-like protein At1g29060. The record is from RefSeq and is a predicted model, not a curated record. Bases 88 to 534 code for a protein of 148 amino acids. Lineage: Eukaryota; Viridiplantae; Streptophyta; Magnoliopsida; Malpighiales; Euphorbiaceae. The transcript is spliced from 4 exons.